Messenger RNA from Gaeumannomyces tritici R3-111a-1, 858 nucleotides. RefSeq lists its product as hypothetical. Gene Ontology annotation, molecular function: transcription coregulator activity. The record is from RefSeq and is a predicted model, not a curated record. Gene Ontology annotation, cellular component: mediator complex. Bases 1 to 858 code for a protein of 285 amino acids. NCBI's taxonomy places the organism in Eukaryota, Fungi, Ascomycota, Sordariomycetes, Magnaporthales, Magnaporthaceae. Gene Ontology annotation, biological process: regulation of transcription by RNA polymerase II. The transcript is spliced from 3 exons.
AUGCAGGAGCUAUUCCUCACCAGCUUCGUCAGGGAUGGCGCCGACUUCGAGCGGGCCUCGGCGGUGCUGCACGGGCUCGCCAACAUGAGCGGCUGGGAGAGCCUGCACCGCGUCGUCUAUUUUGCCGGCCCGCUGCCGCCCAAGGGCUUCAACCGCUCCAUCCCCGCCUCGGCCAAGACCCAGCAGCAGCAGAUGGCCCUCUGGUCCGGCCUCCACCAGGUCCUCCAGAAGAUCUCCCACGUGCUACAGUUGAGGUACGAGGUCUUUCGGGACCGUGACUUUUGCCCUGACGGCCAGAUGCCGACCAUGCCCAUCGAGGGUCCUGACGCAGAGCUUAACAAGAUGGGAGGGACCCUGAGGUGGACCGACUUUCCCAAGCCGACAGAAAACCAGCCUGUCAUCAGCCGGAAGAAGAUAGAGAUAGUCGACCAGAAGAACCUGAUCACCAUUGUGAAGGACAAUAACCACAGGUUCAAGAGCGAGGCCAUCGAAGAGUCAGUCAGCUACUUCAUCGACAGCGUCGAGAUCAGCCUGGUGCGCUACUACCACCUGCCGCCGGCCGGCGCGGGCGAGAGCCCUGCGCAGCCACUCGGCGGCCCUGUGCUCCCGGCCUGGUCGUCGCUGCGGCUACUGGACCCGUCGGGCACGUGGAUGCUGUUUGUGCGCACGACCGUAUUCGAGGACAACGCGCCCGACAAGCUCAAGAAGGCGCAGGACGAUCUCUACGCUAUGCGCGACAAGCUCGCCGGCGUCUUCGACUUCAAGAUGGUCGACAGGCGCGCCCACGACACGCGCAUCCUGCUGCCUACGAACAACCUGCCGGCGCCCAUGCCCGCGACACAGAGGCUCAGGGGCUGA